This is a messenger RNA of Trichomycterus rosablanca, 863 nucleotides long. RefSeq names its product LRAT domain containing 2a (gene lratd2a). The coding region runs from base 78 to 863 and encodes 261 amino acids. Lineage: Eukaryota; Metazoa; Chordata; Actinopteri; Siluriformes; Trichomycteridae. The record is from RefSeq and is a predicted model, not a curated record. The transcript is spliced from 2 exons.
AACUUGUUUGGAAUUAAAGAGGCAUGUGCAAUAACUACAAGCUGAGCUAUUCUUUGCCAUAGAGCUCCGAGCUGGUGAUGGGCAACCACGUCGAGAAACUGGCGCAUCUGAGUUACGCAGAAGUGCCCACCACAGAGCCCAGCUACCCGGGAUCAGAGGAUGACGGAGCACGGAUCGGGGUCUCCUACAUCUUCUCCAACGAUGAGGACGACGAGGUGGCUGAAGAUCACAAAGAUGAUCCGCCGCCGUAUUUUGAUCUGGAGUGCGCGGUUUACCACAGGUCCGUUUGCGUCUACGAGAGGUGCAAUCUGCACAGCCACUCCAUUCAGACUUUAAUGAACAAGUACGAACCUGGAGACCUUGUCGAGUUCGUAUCUGCCAACCAAAGCCCACACUGGGCUGUAUAUAUCGGACAGAACCAGGUCGUGCACCUGCACAGGAUGGAAAUUAAGUGCAGCUUGGUGACAGACGCAGGUCGGGGCAGGAGGUGUCGGAUUGUCAACCAGCUUUACAAGUACGAGCCGCUGAGCGCAGACUCGGUGGUUAGAAAUGCUAAAGAACAAGUAGGUAUAAAAGCUUCUGUUCUGAGCUGGAGGAACUCGGAGUGCUUUGCAGCUUGGUGUAAGUUUGGUAGGCGUGAGUUUAAGACUGGAGGAGAGCUGCGCAUCGGGAAACAGCCGUACAAACUGAACCUGAUGGUGGCUGGUAAACAGGUCCACACGCUGGAGUUUCAAAGUCUGGAGGAUGUGAUCAUGGAGAGGAGACGGAGGGACCGGCUGGGUAAGGCAGCAGUGUUACGCGAACUGGCUGAAUGCUGGAACAGUGACACAGUAAUCACAGACAAACCACAGCAGGACCACUGA